Messenger RNA from Sorex fumeus (smoky shrew), 4892 nucleotides. It is a transcript of the gene URB2, whose product is annotated as URB2 ribosome biogenesis homolog. NCBI's taxonomy places the organism in Eukaryota, Metazoa, Chordata, Mammalia, Eulipotyphla, Soricidae. The transcript has 10 exons. The record is from RefSeq and is a predicted model, not a curated record. Bases 70 to 4635 code for a protein of 1521 amino acids. Gene Ontology annotation, biological process: ribosome biogenesis. Gene Ontology annotation, cellular component: nucleolus.
AGGUCUUACCGUGGAGACCAGAGGUAACGGAACGCUGCCAGAGACCAGCAGGACCGAUAAAGUGUAACAAUGGCUGCUGUUUAUUCUGGCAUUUCCCUUAAACUUAAAAGCAAGUCAACUUCCUGGGAAGAUAAACUAAAACUAGCUCACUUUGCUUGGAUUUCCCACCAGUGUUUUCUUCCAAAUAAAGAGCAAGUAUUACUUGAUUGGGCCAGACAGACAUUGGUUGCAUUUUACAAGAAAAAACUUGAACUGAAGGAAGACAUUGUUGAAAGACUUUGGAUCUAUAUAGAUAACAUUCUGCAUAGCAGGAAGUUGCAGACUCUGCUUAAGAAUGGAAAGACAGUUGACCUUCAGCUUUCCCUAGUCAAGAUCAUAAAUGAGAGAAUAACCGAGUUCUCUCUUUCGGGAUCCCAAAGGAACAUCUGUGCUGUGCUGAGCUGCUGCCAGGGCAUCCUCUCCACACCUGCCCUUGCUGUCAUUUACACAGCCAAACAGGAGCUGAUUGUGACCUUGCUGAGUCAGCUGUGUAAGUUAGCCUGCAAACAGCCAGAGGAACCCGUGCCAGCCCAGUUAUUUGAGCUUAUUCAUCUUGCUCUUGGCCAUUACUUAUCGAUCCAGAAGCAGCAGGUCAACCCAAGACGUGCCUUUGGGGAGGUGACUGGGCACCUGCUGCAGCCUUGCCUAGUCCUGAGACACCUGCUGUCAUCAGGCACAUGGACGCAGGCAAGCCAGGGUCAGCAGUGGCAGGCACUGAGCAGAGACAUUCGGAGUCAGAUUGAGGCUAUGCUUCAAGGUGGAGUUUUUCAGCCAGAACUGCUCUCCUCCUACAAAGAGGAGCUCUUGGACCACAAACAAGAGGACACAAAGAUGGCGGCCAUGAAGACUCUUCUAGCUCCAGCAGACACUGUGAUUGCUGCACUGGUGGAUUCUAGCUACUGUGAACCAUCCCUUCAUGUUGCCGUUAUAACCAGCUCGGUGACUUUGCUGUAUAAGCUCUUCCUAGAUGCGUAUUUCAAAGAAGGGAACCAGUUUCUCUGCUUCCAGGUGUUCCCUAGGCUCUUUGACUGCUUGAGGAUUUCACACCUGCAGGAGAAGCAGGUAAAUGCUCUGUCUGUAUCAGAUUGGACUGCUGAACUACUGGUAGUGGAGCAGCUGCUUAACCUUGUGGCCAAUCACAAUAUCUACAAUAUAGCAGCUGAUAGGAUCCGGCAUGGAGAGGCUCAAUUCCACUUUUACCGUCGUGUGGCUGAGCUGCUGAUAAACCAUUCACAAGCACUUGUGCCAGCCUGGUUCCGCUGCCUCAAGGUUUUGAUGUCUCUGAAUCACUUGAUUUUGGAGCCAGAUCUGGAUGACCUGUUGUCCUCAGCUUGGAUUGACGCAGAAGUAACAGAGUAUCGAACCAGAAAAGCCCAGGAGAUGCUCAUUCAUGCUCUCUUCCAGACGUAUGCCAAACUCCGGCAAGUGCCUCGGUUGUUUGAGGAGAUUUUGGGAGUGCUCUGUCGUCCAGCUGCAGAAGCACUGAGACAGCCUGUACUGGCCUCUGGCCCUUCCAAGGUGCUUUGUGAGUGUCUCUUGGAGUUACCACUGAGCCAGAUCUUAGACACAUGUACCCUCCUUCUAGAUAAAUUCCAGUCUCUGGUCUUGCCUUACUUGCAGGGUGAUGUAGACAUGGCCCUAAAGUCACUGUCCCUGAGCUCUCUGCUACACUGCAUCAUGUUUAACAUGAAGAGUUUGGACAGCAGCACACCUCAGCCCAUCAUCAAACGGAUGCAGUGUAUGAUGGAGAGAGUUCUCCAGGGGCUUGUGAAGCCCAAGCUGGACCUUCUCUUAGUCUCACAAGUCCCAGAAUCUGAGCUGUGGCUGCAGAAGGUUAGUGACUCUGCACUCCUGCUUGCUUACACCUGGGCUCAGGUGGACACCAUGCUCAGUAUAAACUGUAGCCAGUAUUGCUCUGUGUCAGGGACCCUCACAUGUGAUGCUCUGAAGAACUCAAGCUACCCUUUGUUGCUCUCAGGUGUAGAAACACAUCAUUGGGAGAAGAUUGAAAAAUUGAUCGUGCAGUUUGACUCUCUUGGCAAGUACUGUUUAGAGCUACUCCAUUUGCAGAGAAUGAAAAGGAUUUUAAUGCAAACUAGUGACCAGUCUGAAGAAACCCUCUGCAUUUUGAGGGGUGAUGCUGCUUUCAUUCUUGAUUCUGGCAGAGAGAGCUUUAAUCAGAGAUCAACAACGUCAUGGGAUGGCCAGGUAGCAACAUUGAGUGCACUUGCAUACCCUGUGGCACACUGGCACUUGAUUGUGUCAAAUCUUACCAUUUUAAUGUCCUAUCUAUGUUCAGAUGACGUGAGAUACCUGGCCAGUGUCCUGCUAAGCACUUUGUCAAUGAGUCAAGCCCAGGAAGGCUUGGUAGACGAAGAACAGCACAUUACACUUGAAAAGCUAUCUAAGAGCAUUCUUUAUAGUCCUCUUUUUCCAGAAUUACAAUCCCUUCAUUCUGCUUUUUUAAUGUGCCUAUCUGUGAGAUGUUCUAGCAUUUUGUGUUCUCAUGUCCAGAAUGAGUCCUCUCUUAAGCACUGGUUACCCUGGCUUUUUGAAAAGAACCACACAGUUGUGGCCCAUUUGGAAAACAGGUUUGCAAAAUCUGGGCCUGAAGGUGUAGAACCAAAAGGAGAAAUUGCCCAGAACUUACUGUCCUUGGUGAAGAGUGACUUUCCGAUCCAGCUGGAGGAAGAACAGCUAGAAAGCCUCCUGGAACUUUUAGAAAUUAUUUCUACUCUACAAUUGGAUAGCCUCUUAACGCCCUACCAUGUACAUUAUUUCCUUUUAUUACUGUCUAUGGUUUUAGCUGAGUUCGGGCACUCUUGCUCUUCUUCAUUGACUCUCAAAUUUUUGAUGACUUGUUAUAAACUUCUGGGUUAUCUUCAAAGGGGGAAAAGUGCCAAGUCAGUGCUCAAGAUCUUGUAUGUAAGUGAUAUUUUUGAGAUCAUACUGACCUCAUUGUUCAAAGUAAGUAGAUUGUUCUUCGAUAUGGAUAACCCCUCUUGGAUGGAGUUCCUCCAAGUUACUGAGACAUUCUUAGAACAACUAAUGCAGAUGCUUAUACAGAUAAAGUUGAAUUUGGUGAUAAAUUUUGGGAAGAUCAUCACAUUCCUCUCACAGUGCAAACUGUCUACUGAAGCACCUUUAAGCAAACAUUCGGAAAAUCAGCAACCUCUGUGUAGACAGCUCCUUCUGAUGUCUUUUACUAAGUUAUGCCAAGUCCUAGGGCCUUUCGUUAGAGAGAGGAAACAGCAGCAUGAGGCACUGGAAGCUCUGCAGAAGCUGUUGGAGCAAGCCAUUCUCCACACAGGGACUGUGCUCCAGCUCUGCCUGACAUGUGAGACCUCAGGUCAGUGCCUUUCCUCUGCCUUCAUCUCCUCAGUUGUCACCCUCUUGGAAGCGGAUGUGCACCAGAACUCCAGUCCCAGGACAGAGCUUUCCCCAGCUGCCGACAAGGUGCUGCUCCCUCGUGCUGCCCUGUACCAGAACAUGUACUCAAAGAUCUUGACAGGGUUGCCAUCCCUAGCAGGAAACAUUCCAUCUUUUCAGGCAGCUGUUCGAUUUUUAACUGUCUUCUUGUUGGCCCCGGAACUACAUCCCACGAAGGAUUCCUGUUUUACCUCCAUCUUUAAUUCAGUGAGAGAAGUUCUUACAGAUCCUGCAAUUUCAGUUCAGGUAAUUCAGGAUAUUGAACCUCAUUUGAAAAUGUUGUUCAGCCAAAUAUUAGCGGUUGGGACUAUAGAGGACUUUCGGAUGGUGAUGCAGUAUGUUCUGCAAGGAUUAGACACCAGUAACAUGUGGAAAGCAGAUGUGAAGGCUAUGCUGUCAACUGUUACUUUGAUCAAGUUGCUGUUGAAUUGCCCCUUUAAUGGAGACCAAGCAAGUUUGUUCUGGCGUGCAAGCCCUCAGAUCAUCACAGCUCUAACUCUGCAAAACCGAGAGGCUUGUCAGGAACAGCCGGUGCCCGUCAAGGUGGUCAUGCCCAUUUUGGAUGUACUGGCCACACUGCUGCGGCAGGGAGAGGAGAUCAUCAGCAACCCACACCAUGUCAGCCUGGCCUUCAGCAUCCUGUUGACAGUCCCCUUGGACCACCUGAAGCCUCCCGAGUAUGGAAGCAUCUUCCUGAAUGUACAUAAUGUGCUUUUCACAAUCCUGCAGUGUCAUCAGAAGGUAAUGCUGAAAGCCAUCCCUUCUUUCUUAAAUUGUUUUAAUAGAUUGGUUUUUUCGGUUAUUCAUGAAGGACGACAGAAAGACAAAGGAGGCACUGAUGACCUGCCAGUGAUCCUAGAGUGUGCCCGCUUGGUGGAAAGGAUGUACAGCCAUAUUGCAGCUCAAACCGAAGAGUUCACAGUGUUCUCCCCAUUCAUGGUGGCCCAGUAUUUGACUGAGGUGCAGAAGGUUACCUUGUAUCCAGCGGUGAAAAAUCUUCUGCAGGAAGGCAUUUAUCUAAUCUUGGACCUCUGCCUUGAGCGUGACAUCCAGUUCUUACGAGUUUCACUGCAUCCAGGAAUGAGAGAUGUCUUUAAGGAGCUCUACAAUGAUUACAUGAAGUACCAUAAGGCGAAACACGAAGGAGAGAAAAGAUACACUGCUUAAGACUGCAUUAUAGACAUGUGACAUGUCUUUAGCUCCAUGUAGAAUGUCUUUUGGCUCCAAAGAAUGAAAAAAUGAAAGACUUUAAAUGUUGUAACUUGCAUAUGUGGAAAGCUCUUUGGAUUAAUGUAAUGUUACUGUAUUUUACAAUAAUUUUUAGAGUACUUUUUAAGUUUAUUUUUUUAAUGUAAUAAGAAUUGUAAUAGAGCCCCGAAAAUUGACUCGUAAUGAAGUGAAUUAAAUAAAAUAAUUGCAGAGUU